AUGCAGCAACAAACUAGAAAGUUUUAGCACGUCAAAUUUACCGGAGGAGACUUCAAGCUUGUCUCAGAUUAGACAUAGCAGCUCCAGAACAAUUAAAUACUGAUUAAGGUUCUCUACUCCUCAGUCAAUUAUUAUGAUAAAAUGCUUCUCAAGAAUAAAUAGAAUGAGAACUGCUGCUUAGGCUCAGAAGGUUGUGGCACCAUAGAAUAAGUUGGAUCAGAGCUUGAUGAAAACAUUGUUGGCAAAAAAGUAGCUUUCAUGUGUGAUGGAUGGGGAGAAUAUGCCGUUAAGAACUUGAAUGACUGCAUCAUCUUAGAGGAUAACACAGAAUUAAAAAAUGCAGUUGAUGCAUUCAUUAACCCACUCUCUGCCCUUUGCCUUAGAAGAAUUAUUCUCCAACAAGAAUAAAGAAAUGUCAUUAUUGACGGUGCCUCGUGCCAUCUAGGAAGAACUUUGAUUGAAUUAUGCAGAGACUCUGAUAUUUAGAUAUGUGGUAUUGUUAGAGAUGACAAAGCUGCUCAAGAACUAAAGGAGAAGUAUAACUUAAAGUGGGUCUUAAACCAAAAUUAACAAGACUUUGACUCAAGAUUCAAAGAAUUAUGCAAAAAUUAAGAAUUUUGCCCAAAUAUCUACAUUUCUUGUGUAGGUGGAGACUUGACUGGAAGAGUCUUCAAGAUGAUGCCACCAAAAUCUUAAUUGAUUAUUGUAGGCAAUUUGAGUGAAAAAGAUCUUACCUUGCCUGUGACCUAACUCUUUUUAGAAGGCAAGCAAAUUAGAGGAUUCUUCUUAGAAAGAUAUCUAAAGGAGGAAUUGACUUAGGCCUAAUUUAGCCAGCUAUGUGAUGUAGUCAGAGAGGAUUUCAAGAAUGGUGGCAAGGUCUUUGGAGUUUCGGCCACUAAAGAAAUGGAUCUUAAAGAAUGGGACAAAGCUCUAAAUGAAUUGGAUAAUAUUCAUGGAGGAAAAAUUCUCCUAAACAUUUGCGCUCAAUGA
Stylonychia lemnae is the source of this 990-nucleotide messenger RNA. The record is from the annotation of a GenBank genome assembly. NCBI's taxonomy places the organism in Eukaryota, Ciliophora, Spirotrichea, Sporadotrichida, Oxytrichidae.